Messenger RNA from Rubroshorea leprosula, 1554 nucleotides. Lineage: Eukaryota; Viridiplantae; Streptophyta; Magnoliopsida; Malvales; Dipterocarpaceae. The record is from the annotation of a GenBank genome assembly.
AUUGCAACCACUAGAGACAAAAGACCCUGUCUUUGAAAUGUUCAUACUAUGACAAGGUGUCCUCAUCCUCAUUUUGUGCUAUGGUUUUGAACCAUGCCUUGGACAUCUCCGUCGUUGGAUCCUAUAUAAACCAUUCCAACCAUUCUCUGUGUUUCAACUCUCCCGUUUGGGUACAGAUAAAACAAAAACAAAGAUGGCUGCUUUUUCUUGUACAUUCUCCUUCCCUGUAAGAUGUUCUUAUGAUAAUAGCAGUCAUGAAAUGGGUAAGAAAGGGAUCAAGAACAAUGGGACUUCAAAUGGGUCUGUUAAGUUUGAGACACUUAAACAAACGGCUGCUGGAGUUGCUGGCGCUGCUGUUGGUACUGCUGUUGCCUCUGUAACUGGAAAUGCGUAUUUCAACAUUGAGCAGAUCCGGCAGAGGAUUCCGACCAAGAAGCAGUUGGUGGAUCUUCACCGUCAGGGGCUUAUAAUCGAGCGGGGUGUCGGAUAUAGACAAACUGUUGUCAUCCGGUCCUAUGAAGUUGGUCCUGAUAAGACUGCUACUUUGGAAUGCAUCCUUAAUCUUUUUCAGGAAACAGCACUAAAUCAUGUGUGGAUGUCCGGACUUCUCAGCAAUGGAUUUGGGGCUACUUAUGGGAUGGUGAGGAACAAUCUCAUAUGGGUUGUCUCCAGAAUGCAAGUCCAAGUCGAUCACUACCCAAUAUGGUCACUCAGUCAUUUCAUCGAACACAUAAUGAACUAAACAAUACCAAUGCAAGACUUGAUUUUUCAAGCCCAAUUCCAAGUUUCCCUAGAAUCAAACAUCCACAUGACAUGAAAAAUAAAUGGGAAUUCAUCAUUUUCUCUGCUCUCUAAUCAACGCAACUAAAAGUGCAUUUCUUGGAAGGGAGAGGUGGUAGAAGUUGACACAUGGGUUGAAUCAUCAAGGAAAAAUGGGAUGAGAAGAGACUGGUUAAUUCGUUCUCAAGGCACAGGACUCAUCUUUGCUAGAGCAACUAGGUGUUCAUAUCUUCUUGAUGCCUUUUCUUUUCCUUUCUGGUAGUUUUUCUCAGCUCCGGAAUUGUAAAUCCCACUAAGGAAUACCCUAAAACAUGUAUAACAGCACAUGGGUAAUGAUGAACCAGCAAACAAGGCGGCUCUCAAAGAUGCCAGAAGAGGUGAGAGCUGAGAUUUCUCCCUGGUUCAUAGCGAGGCAAGCAAUCAAAGAAGAUGUUCCUGAGAAAAUUUUCAAGUUGGAUAGCAAUGCCAAGUAUAUGGACUCUGACUUGAAGGUAAAAAAAAAAGAAAAACACAAACAAACAAACUUGUAGAGCUUAUGGCAGAGCUCAAGAAGCACAUACUGAUUUCGUUCUAUUCCAUAACUUGUAGCCCAAGAGGAGUGAUCUGGACAUGAAUCACCAUGUAAACAAUGUCAAGUAUGUCAAAUGGAUGCUUGAGGUAAAAACAACUAGGAACUAGUCAUCAUCAAUCCAAGGUUAAUUAUUAACCCAGUUCCAGUUGAAUUUCUUGUUUUGUUCUUUUUCUUCUACAGACUAUUCCUGACCAGUUUUUAGA